This is a messenger RNA of Styela clava, 12758 nucleotides long. RefSeq lists its product as uncharacterized. Gene Ontology annotation, molecular function: calcium ion binding; Notch binding. The record is from RefSeq and is a predicted model, not a curated record. Lineage: Eukaryota; Metazoa; Chordata; Ascidiacea; Stolidobranchia; Styelidae. Gene Ontology annotation, biological process: Notch signaling pathway.
GAAUGUUUUUUAAAAACAAUUUGCACCAUUUUAACGAAUAUAUUUAUUUUAAUCAAGUUUUAGUCUCACUACCUCCAAUAUGGAGGGGUUCUCACGACUAAUAAUAGCGACAAUUAUAUUAUCAACAUCCUCGGUAUUGGAAGGAUGCAAAUCCAAACCAGGUGAUGGCAUGAUGGACAAGAGGCUUGAAAUAGCAGAUUUUUUUGACAAGUGCCUGAUGUCAACAACGGCAUCGAUGAUAGAAUCAUCUCGUACUGUUAUAGAUUAUAUUAUUCACGACAGCAAAUGGUUUACAGAUGUGAAAGGCUCUGUAUGCGAGGGCGAUGAAAACACUCCCGAGUGCUGGAUUUCUUCGCUCAUGUUCGUGUUGGACAUUCGGUCUCCGCUUUAUGUAGCAACUGCCAAAUGCAUUUGCGAAUAUGCCGGAACAUGCCAGCCUUUCAUGGAAGAUAAGGCAUCGUAUGGUUCCAUGUCAAGCUCUCAUGAUGAACGUGGAUGUACCCCACCACCUAAACGUCGUAUGACUUGGAUAAAAUCAACGUUUGCCACUUGUAUUGCCCAAGAAGCUUCAAAAUUUAAACCAGGAUAUGAUAUUUCGGGAUACCAGAAGGGUUCCUCUAUUACAAAAUUUAUGCAUGAUCACUACACGUACUGUAGGUCAAAUCUCACAAUAAUGUACUCACUUGAUCAACGUUUAACAUUGCAAAUUUUGUAUCUCGACCAAGUCUGUCCAAGACAGGGAGAAAAAGCGAUGUGGAGAAAUGAUGUAUUGGAUGUGUUUGAAGAUGCGACAAGAGAAGAUUCUCCUAUGUGGGAUGCAGGAAGAAAUUGCAGAAGAAAAAUCUAUGAUAGCGGGGACAAUUGCAACCGAAAGGUUUGCCCAGAAAACAGUAGAUGCAUUCAUAGCAAUGGUUAUGCGACUUGCGCUUGCAACGAAAAUUACAGACCAGCGGCAGAUGGAUCAUGUGACGCAAUUUCCGUCGAUGUAUGCUCCGGUAAGAAAUGCGGACCUCGCGAAAGAUGCUUUGAUUACAGAGGAAGAGCGUAUUGUUUAUGCAGCGUUGGAUACCUCAGGACACAAUCUGGUGGAUGUCAAGAUCCUUGUGAUGGAGAUGCUUGUAUGAACGGAGGAAUAUGUGAAAGACCAACAUCUACAAGACCAAAUAGAAACUGCAAAUGCCCCGGCGGAUAUGCCGGGACUCGAUGUGAGAUAGACACAGCAAAUCAAUGUUCAAGAAGAGGACAAUCAUGCCACAUGAAUGCUCAGUGCAGAAUGAUAUCGACGAACAACUUCCAAUGUAGAUGUAAUAGUGGAUAUGAAGGGGACGGAAUUCAAUGCGAUAUGAAGUCGACCGAUCCUUGUAAAACUCGGGAUGGAAAAUCUUGUCAUAUGAAUGCUAAUUGCCAGGAGAGAGGACAGAUUUACAUGUGUAUCUGUAAAGAUGGUUUCAAAGGAAAUGGCUUCUCUUGUACAGAAAUGGGUAAGUGCGAAGUAAGAUACAGGAGAAGUUGCGGAAGAAACGCACGAUGCGAGCAAGAUUCGGUUAGAGGAUACAUGUGCAAAUGCGUCAAUGGAUAUAUUGGAGACGGCUUUUCAUGUCGAAGAUCUACUGUUCCACUCGGGGAGCAGAAGUAUUGCAUUGAAAUUAAAUCGUCGGAUGCUGAUCGUGUAUUAGAUAAUCCAAAUUGGUUUAAAAAUUUUGUCGACAAUUUGAGUGCAGAUCUAAAUAGAAUAUGGAGAAACUUCGCCGGCUUUAUGAGAGCAGAAUAUGGCGCAGAAUACAGAGUAAUGCCAAAUGGAAGAGUUCAAGCUACAUUGACUGUCACAAUCUGGGUAUCAUUAACGGAACGAGGCGGAACUGUACAAGUCGAAGAUCUUAUUCAACAUUAUGUGUUGAGUUCAGCAAGAAAGAAUCAAUUCAUUGGAACUCCAACUGCAUGCGGUAUUAAGCUUGAAAAUCAUUGUCAAGCGAAUCUUGGUAAAAAAUGUGGUGAAAAUGCCAAAUGUGUGAGGACGUUGAGAGGAAAUUAUGAAUGUAAAUGUAUCGAUGAAUAUUCUGGAGAUGGAUUCCUUUGUAGAAGGAUUGCAACGGAUCCAUGCAGUAAAAAUCCAUGUGGGAAUGGAGGCAAUUGUCUUAUUGUUCCUGGUGGAUAUCAAUGCCAAUGCAGAGUGGGAUAUACCGGGAAUAAAUGCCAAAAUGCUCCACGAUGCCUUGGAGAUAAAAGAUAUACAGACUGCGCCUCGCUGUGUCAAGAUCACUGUGGGAAAAGACAUGAAGCAUGUGUACUGAUUUGCGAUGUAGAAAACUAUUGUGAAUGUCCUCCUGGAACUAUAAUGCUUAGUGAGGGUUCUAGCAGAUGUGUUCGACCAGAGGAAUGUCCCGAUUCAGCUCCAAAUGCAUGUGUGCCAAAUCCAUGCUUGAAUAGCGGCUCAUGUCGAAGGCAAUCAGGAGACAUGUACACAUGUGACUGCAGAGACGGAUACACAGGGAAAUUGUGCGGAACACUUCCAAAUCCAUGUGAUGCAAAUCCAUGUGGUAAUGGUGGAAGUUGCAGACGAGUUUUUGGCGGAUAUGAAUGCAACUGCAUUAAUGGCUAUACAGGAGAAAAUUGCCAGAUAGAACCAAAUCCAUGUAGACCGAAUCCUUGCGGCAAUGGAGGGAUAUGCACUGCAGUUCUAGGUGGCUACCGAUGUGAUUGUAACAAUGGAUACACUGGAAGAAACUGUUUUAUAGAACCUCGUCUCGAUCCAUGCGACUCAGAACCGUGUCUGAAUGGAGGAAUAUGCAGAUCAUUGGGACCUCGAAGAUAUGAAUGCGAAUGCAUCAGAGGAUAUGGAGGGCUCAACUGUCAGAGGGCUCCGAAUCCAUGCAAUCCGAAUCCAUGCUUGAAUAGAGGUACAUGUCGAAGGCAACCAGGAGGAUAUACAUGUGACUGUAGAGAUGGAUAUUCAGGAAGAUUGUGCGGGACAGAACGCACACUUUUCCCCGGCGAGAGAACAGUGGGAGAAUAUUGUCUCCAAAUUAAAUCAAGAAACGCCAGACAAGCUGUUGGAAAUCGGAAUUGGUUUGAUAAUUUUGUCAAAGAUUUGACAGAUGAUUUAAAAACAAUUUGGCAGUCCUUCAGUGGAUUCAUGAGAGCUGAGUUUAGUGCUCAAGCUCAAACCAAGGCAAAUGGAAUGGUGCAAGCCACUUUACAAGUCAGGGUUUGGGUAGAUUUAUCAUCUGUUGCAUCAGGAUUUCAAAUAAAAGAUCUGAUUCAGCAUUACGUACAGAGUUCAGCAAGAAAAUCUAAUUUUAUUGGGAGACCCUCUGAAUGCGGUUCAGACAUUUCAACAAUAAGAAACCCGUGCACACCAUCUCCAUGUCAAAACAGAGGUACGUGUGUUCCAUCUGGACAAGGAUAUACAUGCAGAUGUACAAGAGGAUACACUGGCAGAAACUGUGGACAAGUUAUAAAUCCAUGCGAUGCCGAACCCUGUCAAAAUGGUGGAAGCUGUAGGCAAGUACUCAAUGGUUAUGUUUGUACUUGUUUGGAUGGUUACAUAGGAGAAAACUGUCAGACAGCUCCUGCAAAUCCGUGCAGAAGAAAUCCAUGUUUGAACGGGGGCAAAUGCAGAAGAGAUGGUACAGGGUAUCAAUGUCAAUGUGAAGGUGGAUAUACAGGAAGGAAUUGUGGAAGGGAGCCUAUUAAUCCCUGUGAUCUGAAUCCUUGCAUGAACGGUGGAAUCUGUACUGUUGAUGGAAUCGGAUAUCGAUGCAGAUGCAUGGCAGGAUACACAGGAACUAUUUGUGAAACAGAAUCCAAUCCUUGUCGACCAAAUCCUUGUCAAAAUGAUGGAAGAUGCAGGCCAAUGGUUGGUGGUUAUGUCUGUACAUGUGCCGAGUUAUAUGGAGGAGAAAAUUGUGAAAUACGUAUAAAUCCAUGCGAUGCCGAACCUUGUCAAAAUGGUGGAAGCUGUAGGCAAGUACUCAACGGAUAUGUUUGUACAUGUCUAGAUGGUUACAGAGGAGAAAACUGUCAGACAGAGCCAAUGAAUCCAUGCGAUGUGAAUCCUUGCAUGAAUGGUGGAGUUUGUGAUGCUGAAGGAAUGGGUUAUCGAUGUAGAUGCAUGUCAGGAUACGCUGGCAGCAAUUGUGAAUCAGAAUCUAAUCCGUGUCGUCCGAACCCUUGUCAAAAUGGUGGAAGUUGUCGUCCGAUGGUUGGGGGUUACGUUUGUACUUGUGCAGGAUUAUAUGGAGGAGAAAAUUGUGAAAUUCCUCUCAAUCCCUGUGAUGUGAAUCCUUGUGAAAACGGAGGUGUUUGUGUGCCAUCAUCAGAUUUUAAAGAUUACACAUGCGAAUGUGUAGAAGGUUACGGAGGCAUGAAUUGUCGUCAAGUUUUCUCUAGUCCUUGUGUACCGAAUCCUUGUCUUAACAAUGGAGUAUGCACGGCAAGAGGUCAACGCUAUACAUGUAAAUGUGAAGAAGGGUACUCUGGAAAGAAUUGCAAGAAUGUCAAACGCGAAAGACGUGCAGUCUGCCGAGCUUGGGGAGACCCGCAUUACAAUUCAUUUGAUAAAAGAGGAAGAGGAGAUUUCCAGGGAUUGUGCCCACACGUAAUGGCUGAAACCAAAUCGAUAUCCAUGUCCAAUAGUAGAUGGUUCAGAGUCGUAGCAGAAAACGAAAGACGGCAUAAAAAAAUGGACGUUUCUUGGCUAAAAAUGGUUACGGUUUAUCUUGAUGGCGGUAACACAAUGAUUGAAAUUCAUAAAGACGGAACAGUCAAGGUUAACGGAAACAAAGUAGUAGAAGGAGAUCUUCCUGGAUAUAAAAUAGAAAGAUCUGGGAGAGAUGUUAUUGUAACAACAGAACAUGAUGUAUGUAUUUCAUUUAAUGGAAACGGCAUGACCAUUAAAGUUCCGAAGAACUACAUGGGGCAGGUCAGUGGAGUUUGUGGAAACUUCAACGGUGAACCAGAUGAUGAUUUGAUGAUGGACAAUGGUUUGAUGGCAAAGAAUUUUGACGAAUUUGUCCUAAGCCAUCUAUUUGGCGACUGCACUGAAGUUUUGCCUCCUAAAACAAAAUGCAAAGAGAGUGAUCGACAAAAAUGGGGUCAAGCAGAAUAUUGUGGAGGACUAGUUGAUGUCUCAGGAGCAUUCAGAGACUGCCACUCUGUUGUUGACGCCAAAAUGUAUUUGGAUUCCUGUAUUUUUGAUAUGUGUGCUACUGAUGGAAAUAGGGAGGUUCUAGAAUCGGCAUUUGUUGAAUAUGUCAAUGACUGCAAAGACAAAGGCGUUGGUUUAUGUAAUUGGAGGAGCUUGUUCGGAUGGGAGCCAUUCGCUUGUCAAUCAUUCAGUGUCUAUGUUGGCUGUGCAAGUCCUUGUGCUAAUACCUGCUUAAACCCGACAGCAUCAUCAAGUUGUGAAAGCUCGACAACGGUAGAAGCUUGCGUUUGUGAAGAUGGAUACUUACGUGAUGGUGAUCAUUGCGUUCCAGAAUCUGCCUGUGGUUGUGUCAGAGAUUCUUUCUAUUACAGUCAAGGACAAAAAUUAGAAUUUGGUACUCAAGUUUGUAGUUGUGAUGGAAGAAAUUCGUUCAGAUGUCGAUGUAAGGAUGGCUAUGAGCCGGACGGACCCUCCUCUUGCAAGCGAAUUGAUUCAACAGAAGGUGAAAUUGGAAGAUAUUGCCUUGAAAUUCGAUCACGAAAUGCAGAGGCUGCUUUUGAAGAUCCAAACUUUUUCACAAAUUUUGUUGAUGAGUUGAAAGAAGAUUUGAUGAAAAUUUGGAAAUCAUAUUCCGGAUUCAUGAGGGCGGAAUUCGGAGUUCAAGCUCAGACGCUAGCUGACGGAACAGUUCAAGCUACAGUUAGAGUCACCGUCUGGGUUACGUUAUCUGGUCAAAACCGAGGGGUUACGGUUCAAGAUCUUGUUCGGCAUUUUGUUCAGAGUAACGCAAGAAAAAGCAACUUUAUUGGUACUCCCAGAGAAUGUGGUUCUGUCACCCGCCCAAUCAGAAUUUCAAACCCAUGUGUUGAAAAAUACAGGAGGGACUGUGGACAACAUGCAAUAUGUAGUAGUGAAUCUGGUCAAGCUGAAUGCAGAUGCAUUGCAGGAUAUGAUGGAGACGGAUUUAUUUGUGACCGUGUAGUGAAGGGACCAUGCGCAGCUACUCGAGACCAGUUACUUGCUUCAGACAUUCAAGAUGCUUUUAUCCCAGAUUGUGACGUAAAGGGAAAUUAUAAAAAACGUCAAUGUAAUUCAUUUGUUCAAAUGUGUUUCUGUUAUCAUCCUAUAACGGGAACUGUGAUGCCGGGAACAGCUAUGUUAGAAACUGAGUUCAACUUGAAUUGCGACGCACCACCAGAUCGAGGUAUAUUUCCUGAAGUAAGGACAGUUGCAGAGUAUUGUUUACAAAUUAAGUCAGCGGAUGCUUCACUAGCUGUAAACAAUCCAAAUUGGUUUGAUCAAUUUGUGGGCUCAUUAAUUGACGAUUUGAAAACAAUAUGGCGAACAUUCAAUGGAUUUAUGAGGGCUGAAUUCGGGGCUCAAGCUCAAACUAAGCCAAAUGGAAUGGUGCAAGCUACACUCACAGUCAGGGUAUGGAUUGACCUUAAUCAAAGAGGUGAAGUUAAGGUCGAAGAUCUCAUUCAGCAUUAUAUUCAAACUUCAGCCACUAAAGUAAGGUUCAGUGGAACGCCAACUCAGUGCGGUUCUACCGAAGUUAUAUCUAACGAUCCUUGUCUUGAGCGACAUGGAAAGAGUUGUGCAAAACAUGCUAAAUGCGUAAGAGAUAAAGGCGAACACAAAUGUGUCUGCAACGAAGGAUAUACUGGCAGCGGAUUCAAAUGUAGAUCGGCACGUGUGAGGAGAGCAGUUUGCCGAGCAUGGGGUGAUCCACAUUACAACACAUUUGACAAAAGUGGAGUUUAUGAUUUUAUGGGAAAAUGUAAAUACAUUAUGUCGGAGACGAGACUACCACGAUCAGACAAUCGGUGGUAUCGAGUUGUUGCUGAAAAUGAAGUUCGUGGUAAAAGGACCGAUGUAUCAUGGUUGAAAAUGGUUACAAUCUAUCUGAACGGACCUGAAGGUGAUUUUGUGAUUACGAUCGAAAAAGGUGGAGUUGUCACGGUAAAUGGCAACAACGUAAUAGAGGCAGAGACACCAUUUUUCUCGAUUAAGAGGUCAGGAAAGAAUAAGGUUACUGUUACCACUGCUAAUGAUGUUUGUAUUUCGUUUAAUGGAGAAGGAAUGACCAUCAAAGUUCCAGAAAGCUACAUGAGUCAAUUAUUUGGCCUAUGUGGUGAUUACAAUGGUAAUCCUGAUGAUGAUUUGAUGAUGGAAAACGGGGCAAUGGCGAGAAAUUAUGACGAAUAUGCUGUUAGCUAUCAAUAUGGUGAUUGCGAUGAAAAGAUACCUCCCAAAUUUGUGUGCUCCAAAGAAGACAGGCAAAAAUGGUCCGGUGCAGAGUUCUGUGGAUUGCUUAUAAACAAAAAGGGAACCUUCCGUGACUGUCAAGAUGUAGUCAGUAAUGAAGAAUAUUUCCAAUCGUGCGUAUUUGAUGUUUGUGCAACGGGAGGAGACGUUAAAGCUUAUGAAAGUAUUUUGGAAGAAUAUGUCACAGAGUGCAAAGAGAAUGGAGUUGAUCUUUGUGAUUGGAGAAAAAAUGCAGGACGAAAACCUAUUACUUGCCCCGCUCAUAGUAGAUAUGAAGGCUGCGCAACCACCUGUCCAAACACUUGCUUCAAUCCUACCGCAUCAGCCAGUUGCAAUGAUCCAACGACUGUAGAAGACUGCGUAUGUAACCCGGGAUAUGUGCGUGAUGGAAACCGUUGUGUCAGGAUGUCGGAUUGUGGAUGCAUCAAAGAUAACACAUAUUACGGAAGAGGUGAAGUUGCGUAUUUUGACUCACAAAUAUGCACAUGUGUGAGAAGAAAUGAAUUUGAAUGUAGAUGCAGACCAGGAUAUCAACUUGAUGGAAAUUCUUGUAAAAUGCGAUACGAGAGAGGUACUUGUGCUUUUCAAAGAGCUGAAAUAAUGAGUGCAGGGGAAUCAGGAAGUUUUGUUCCUGAAUGCGACAAAGAAGGACACUACAAACGAAAACAAUGCUACACAUUUACAAAUCAAUGCUUCUGUGUUCACAAAACAACUGGUGGUGUCUUUGCAGUAACAGUCAUGAAUUUGGAUGAGUUUGAUCUUGAUUGUGAUAAUCUACCUGAUAACUGCUUAUAUAGAAAUGCAGCCAUGAUAGCAGAUGGAAAAUUUGAGUUUAACCUUCCUACAUGUGAUGAAAAAGGAAAUUUUGAUACGAAACAAUGUCCCGAAGAUGACGAAGAAUGUUAUUGUGUUGAUCAAAUGAAUGGAGUUGAAGUUUAUGGAACAAGAAAAAAAUCCGAUAUGUUUGAUAUGAAUUGUGAUAAUUUGCCUCCAAAUUAUGGAAGAUGUAGAAAACAACAUAACAAACCAUGUGAUGAUCAUGCAACAUGCAGAGCUAGAAACAAUGGCUUUGAAUGUAUUUGUAAUAAAGGCUUUACUGGUGAUGGAUUCACAUGCACAGGCCAGAAUCAAUGCCAGAUUACAUUCUCAAGAAAUUGUCAUCCUAGAGCGGAAUGUAGUAAGAGAGGAACUGGUGGGAAUUACAGGUGCAGGUGUCUUACAGGAUAUGUCGGCGAUGGGUUCAAUUGUACAGCAAUCUCUCAGAUGUGCAGAGGAACCCUUGGUAGGAAUUGUCAUCGACAUGCAUCUUGCCAGGCUUCUGGUCGUUCAUAUCAAUGCAAAUGCAAGCCUGGAUACAUCGGAAAUGGUUUCCGCUGCCAGCCAAUGUCAGAAUGUCAUAUACAAUCUGGAGUUCCGUGUCUUGGAAAUGCAAGAUGUAGAAAAGUGGAAGGUGGACAUAAGUGUGUUUGCAACAAUGGAUAUCAAGGAGAUGGAAACAUUUGCAUAAAGGUGGACAAAUGCGAAGAAAGAUACGGUCAGCAAUGCGCUAAAGAUGCUGAGUGUGGCAGAGGCAAGAAUAAAAAGCAAUAUGAAUGUAAAUGUAAAGCUGGAUAUACUGGAAAUGGCCUUGAAUGCAAAGUUAUGAGUCAGUGUCACAAAAUCUUCAAACAACCAUGCGACGAGAAUGCGAAUUGUAGACGAGUGGGAACAACAUAUCGCUGUGUGUGCAGAAAUCAAUAUGGAGGGGAUGGUUUCUCAUGCAGAGAGAUGUCUGAAUGUGAGAGGCUUGGACACGGCAAGUGUCACAAAAAUGCAAAUUGUGUGAGGGACGGCAAAUUGCACAUGUGUAAAUGUCAGGGAGGAUACUGGGGCAAUGGUUACCUUUGCACAGCUGGAAAUCCACCAACCGAUCCUUGUCACAGACAAUUUGGAAAGCCUUGUCAUCGUGAUGCAAGUUGUGUAAUGAAAGGCGACAAAUCUCAAGAAUGCAAAUGCCAUGAUGGCUAUGUUGGUGAUGGAUUGGAAUGCGACGCCAUUGACAGAACAAUUUGCUUCAUCAACCUCGGACGGUCAUGUGCCAGAGAUGCCCUAUGUGUAAUUUUGAUCAAUGGAAAUUAUGAAUGCCGUUGCAAACCAGAAUACUUCGGCGAUGGUUAUAGCUGCGAUGACAGAGGUAUAUUUGGAAUUGGUCAACCCGGCCAGCCUGGACAGCCGGGCCAACCUCGCCAGCCAGGCCAACCAGGACAACCGGGACAACCUGGAAGGGUAGAUAUCCAACCCGGGCAACCUGCUCAACCAGGCCAAACAAUAUUUCGUCCUGGACAACCAGGACAGCCUGGUCAGACUAUAUUCAAACCUGGGCAACCCGGCCAGCCGGGACAACCUGGGAAAGUAGAUAUUCAGCCCGGACAGCCAGGCCAGCCAGGGCAAACAAUUUUUAGGCCAGGACAACCUGGACAACAAGGGCAGUUUAACUUAGUUUCCAGAUAUCCAUGUUACUUUUAUCUGGGGCAGUUCUGUCAUCGGUAUGCAAGCUGCGUUUCUGUAGCUGACAGGUACCAAUGUAGAUGUUGGAGAGGAUUUUCAGGAGAUGGAUUCAACUGUGCAUACGAACCAAUCAACGCUUGUCACAGCAGAUUUGGACGAACUUGUCAUCAAAAUGCUGAGUGCGUAAUGCUUUCGGAAAAUAAUCACCAAUGUAUAUGUGCUAAUGGUUUCUUUGGAAAUGGUUUCAAUUGCCAGGCCGAUCCUAGAGACGAAUGCGAACGACGUUUUGGGCAAAAGUGCAGCAUUGACGCUAAUUGUGACUUGAUGGCUGAUGGACGACAUCAGUGUGUGUGCAACCAAGGUUACAUGGGCAACGGAUUUGUUUGCCAAGCUCAAAGUGAAUGUAUGAGGCGUUAUGGAAUUGAAUGUCACGUCCACGCGGGAUGUGAGGAUGAUGGAACUGGCUUCUACAGCUGUCAGUGUCGUGGAGACUAUGUUGGAAAUGGAUUCAACUGCAUGGAACGAAGUGGUUGCCACAAACAACUGAACCGAGCCUGUCACCAAGACGCUUUCUGUAGAAAUCUAGAAGGAGGCGGCUAUCAGUGUCAAUGUCGUGAGGGAUUCGAGGGAGAUGGAUCCGCUACUUGUAACGAGCUUUUCUGCCAAAGACCAAGUGAUAUCAACCAAGGAACCGUUACUCCGUCCGUUGGAAAAUAUCCGAUAGGAUACGUUAUAACGUACAUUUGCGAGAGAAAUCAUUAUCUUGUUGGAAAUCCUACCAGAGCCUGCCAAACAGAUAGAUCGUGGAGUGGAUUGCCGCCAAUGUGUACAAGAGAUGGACAACCCGGCCAGCCUGGGCAACCAGGUCAACCUGGGCAGCCGAUUCAAGUUGGAGGAGGAACUGUUUUUCAACCGGGCCAAGGCGGCCGAAUUGAUUUCCAACCUGGACAACCAGGGCAAGGUGGCCGAAUCGAUUUCCAACCUGGACAACCUGGCCAAGGUGGUCAAAUUGAUUUCCAACCUGGACAACCUGGCCAAGGUGGCCAAAUUGAUUUCCAACCUGGACAACCAGGUCAAGGUGAAGGUGGAAGAAUAGAAAUACAGCCAGGUCAACCAGGCCAAGGUGGUCGAGUUGAUUUUCAGCCGGGACAACCAGGUCAAGUUGGAAGAAUUGAUAAACAGCCUGGACAGCCAGGUCAGGGUGGAAAAAUAGAAUUUCAGCCUGGCCAACCGGGUCAAUUUGGAGUUUUCAGUUUAAAUCCUUGGCAACCUGGACAAGAAGGAGACAUUACAUUUAGAGAUGAAUGCCACAGAUAUUUUGGAUUACCUUGUAACAGAAAUGCAGAUUGUGUACAAUAUGAAUCUGGCAUUUACCAUUGCAGAUGUCUCGAUGGCUUUUUAGGAGAUGGAAUUAGCUGUCAAGAUGCUCCAGCGAGAGGACCGUGCGCGACAGCAUUCCUUCAAGAUUGUCAUAGGGAUGCAGAAUGCAGAAGUGAUGGAGUUGGUAAUCCUGUAUGUACUUGCAGAUUCGGAUAUGAAGGAAAUGGUUUGCAAUGUAAAGCAAAAACUUGUCAACGACCAAGGGAUAUAUGGCAAGGCCGGGUUGUUAAUACUGAAGGCUUAUAUUCGUUGUACGAUAUCGUUACUUAUGAAUGUUAUGAUGGCUCAAGACCACAUGGAACUAUUUUGCGAAUGUGCACGCCGCAAGGAACCUGGACUGGAUCGGAGCCAACUUGCUUUGACCCACAGACUGGGCAAGGGGGGCAAUCAGGCUUCAUUGUGACACAGCCAGGUCAGACCGGACAAUCAGGAUUUGUUGUAGUCCAACCUGGACAACCAGGCCAGCCUGGAUCUACUGUGAGACAACCAGGACAUUCUGGCCAACAGACUGGGCAAGGAGGCUUCAUUGUGACACAGCCAGGUCAGUCAGGGUUUGUUGUAGUUCAACCUGGACAACCAGGCCAGUCUGGAUUUACUGUGACACAGUCAGGACAUCCUGGACAGACAGUUGAGUCACAGCAGGGUGGUGGUCAUCAAGGACAAGGUCAGCAGGGUACAACGGGUCCUGGAUGCCCUCAACCUAAUCCCAUUACAAACGGAAGAGUACUGUCUAACCAAGCAGUAUACAGUUUCGGAAACGUCGUGGCAUAUAAAUGUGAUGAAGGCUUUGUAUUAGUCGGAAAUGAAUUUAGAACAUGUAAAGAGGACGAGUCAUGGACUGGAUCUGAUCCUUAUUGUCAAGAAGGUUCUAUAGCUGCCACCCAUUCCGAUGAGAUGGGUGUAACGAUAACUCGACCCGGGCAACCCGGUGAAUUAGCCUCAGCUGCUGAUUGUGCAGCUUAUUUUGGAGAAUUGUGCAGUGAUUUUGCCAACUGUUGGGCUACUGGUGGUGGAAAUUACUUGUGUCAAUGUAUGCAAGGAUACCAUGGAAAUGGAUUUGACUGCCAAGCUAAUACACAAACAGAAGAAAUGACUGUAUCUCAUGAAUCUGGAAUGAAAACUACUCAUUGUUCAAAACCGAGAAAUAUUCGUUUCGGAAAGAUUGCAACCAGUGAUAAUAAUUUUACGUUGAACACAAUAGUGACAUACUCAUGUCCAUCCGGAUAUCAAUUACGAGGAGACAGGCAACGCACAUGUAAAUCUGAUGGGAAUUGGUCUGGAAAAGAACCAAGCUGCAAACAUAUUUAACUCCAGAAAGGAAGACAGUGCUUGAUGCAGUUCAGAAGCAAACAUACACAAUAUAACCUUGAUGAUACAUAUUCUCAAAAGAAAUACUAAGGGUUAAUGCAUAUUAUCAUUGUUUGUGUAAUUAAAUGGUGAAAUAAAAUCGUGACUUAAUGUUCACAAUACGCUUAAA